This is a messenger RNA of Geodia barretti, 2055 nucleotides long. Lineage: Eukaryota; Metazoa; Porifera; Demospongiae; Tetractinellida; Geodiidae. The record is from the annotation of a GenBank genome assembly.
AUGAACAGGGCACGACGACAGCCACAACGACGGCAGAGGAAGCCCGCCAAGGGUAGUCAAGAGAAAAGUCAAGUCUCUGGUGUGCGAGUUUAUGAAUUGGCGACACAAUACAACCUAACAAACAAGGAGCUUAUUGCUCUACUUGAAGCGCGUGGCGUUCGCGUUAAAAGCGGGAUGAGUGCCCUCGAUCCGGACACCAUCGCGCUUAUUGAAUCAGAAUUGGCUGGCGAACCGGUGGAGAAAACCGUUUCUACGCCCGAAGAUGCUGUUGAAAACGCCUCAGCGUCGGAAGAAACUGCUACAACCAAUGGUUUGCAGGUUAUAGAAGGUACCACUGUCGCUGACCUUGCAAAAUCGCUGGAGUUGCAACCUUCAGCGUUGAUUAUGCGUCUCAUGAAGUUAAAGGUGAUGGCGAGCAUAAAUCAGCGGCUUGAUUACGAUACGCUUGUGAUGCUUGGGGAGUCCCUGAAUUUUGAGGCGGUUAAGCUAAGAACGCUUGAAGAUGAACUGUUGACCGAGAUACCUGAUGACCCAGCAUCUUUACAACCUCGAGCUCCGGUGGUCACAAUCAUGGGACAUGUUGAUCAUGGCAAAACAUCUCUUUUAGACUCUAUUCGUCAAUCAAAUAUCAGUGAAUCUGAGGCGGGUAACAUAACACAGCAUAUUGGAGCUUAUCACGUAAAAUUAAAAGGUGGGAGCAUCGUUUUCUUAGAUACGCCGGGGCACGCCGCUUUUACCGCGAUGCGAGCACGCGGCGCACAAGUGACCGAUAUUGUCGUUCUUAUUGUCGCAGCUGACGACGGAGUCAUGCCUCAGACAAUUGAGGCGAUCAAUCACGCAAGAGCCGCGAAGGUUCCAAUUGUAGUCGCAAUUAAUAAAAUAGAUAUGCCUGGGGCACGUGUAGACUACGUUAAACAACAAUUGGCUACCCAGGAACUCCUACCAGAGGACUGGGGUGGACAAACAAUUUGUGUUGAAACUUCCGCGAUAGAUGGAACUGGGAUUGACUUUUUGCUUGAAAUGCUCCUUUUGGAAGCUGCUCUACUUGAGCUCAAAGCAAACCCAAAUAAGGCAGCACGUGGUGUUGUUAUUGAAGCACAGGUUGACAAGGGACGCGGUGCCAUCGCAACCGUUCUCGUACAGUCUGGUACAUUGAGGGUUGGUGAUGUUUUUGUUUCAGGUAGGUACUCCGGAAAAGUUAGAGCAAUGAUGGACAAUUUCGGGAAACGGAUGAAAGAAAUUGGUCCUUCAUGCCCUGUUGAGGUACUCGGUUUCACCGGCGUACCAGAAGCAGGCGACAAAUUCUAUGUCGUUGAAUUCGAUAAAGACGCACGUACUAUCAGUGAAACCCGUCAGGACCGGUAUCGCAAUGAAAAACUCGGGGCAAAUAGCCACGUCAGUUUGGAUAACCUAUUCCAACAAAUUCAGGAAGGCGAGAUUAAAGAAUUAAACGUUGUUCUUAAAGGCGAUGUGCAAGGUUCCGUACAAGCCGUCGCCUCAUCACUGCUCGAAUUGAGUGCCGAUGAGGUUAAGAUCAAUAUUAUUCAUCAAGCGGUCGGAGGGAUCACCGAAACCGAUAUUUUGCUCGCCUCUGCUUCUGAUGCAAUUGUCGUCGGUUUCAAUGUUCAUCCUACGACCGAGGCAGUGCAGGCUAAAGAGACUGAGGGAAUUGAUGUUCGGACCUACAACGUCAUUUAUAAUCUCAUCUCCUAUAUCCAUUCGGCUAUGGAAGGCUUGCUUGAUCCUGAGGUACGAGAAGUCGUUAUCGGGCGUGCUGAGGUCCGUGAAUUAUUUAAGGUGCCACGCCGCGGUUUGGUUGCCGGUAGUUACGUCAAUUGGGGGCGAAUUUCCUUCAGCCAACCCCUUCGUAUCCUUCGCGACAAUCGAUUGAUUCACGAGGGUAAAGUCAAUUCGCUUCGCCGGUUCAAGGAUAAUGUCAAUGAGGUGCAAGCGAACUACGAAUGUGGAAUAGGAAUUGAGACGUUCGAUGAUUUGAAGGUCGGUGAUGUCCUUGAAUGUUAUGUUCACGAACAUAUAGCGCGCUCACUUUCAUAA